This is a messenger RNA of Prunus mume (Japanese apricot), 843 nucleotides long. Its product is annotated as carbonic anhydrase Nec1-like. Gene Ontology annotation, biological process: one-carbon metabolic process. Gene Ontology annotation, molecular function: zinc ion binding; carbonate dehydratase activity. The record is from RefSeq and is a predicted model, not a curated record. NCBI's taxonomy places the organism in Eukaryota, Viridiplantae, Streptophyta, Magnoliopsida, Rosales, Rosaceae.
AUGAUGUUUGAAUCAAAGCAAGCCCAUCUUCAGUUCCUUGUAUUUUCUUUGUUUCUUCUCUACUGGCACCAAAUACCAAUUGGAGACCAAGUUGUUGGUCAAGAAAUACAGUUUGAUUAUAGGAAUGGGAAUGAGAAGGGACCAGAACACUGGGGAGAGCUUAAGAAAGAAUGGGCAGCAUGCAAGUAUGGAAAAUUACAAUCACCAAUAGAUUUAUCGGAUGACCGUGCCACCAAAGUGAUCCCAAGUUUAGAGGAUCUUCAAAUGAGUUACAAGCCCUGCAAUGCAACCAUGAAGAACGAAGGCCACUAUAUCGCGAUGGAGUGGGAGGGUGAUGCUGGAUCAGUCAAAAUCAAUGGCACAGAUUACUUCCUCAAGCAAUGCCAUUGGCACACCCCCUCUGAGCAUUCCAUUAAUGGCAUAAGGUAUGAUUUGGAGCUGCACAUGCUUCACCAAAGUCCGGACCCGAACAAUAAAGCUGUAGUUGCACUUCUAUUCAAAAUUGGCAGCCCCAAUCCUCUUCUCUCAAAGGUGCACAACGGCUUAGAGUCUAUGAUUUUUACAAAGGAGACACAACUCGAACUGACUGAUCCAAGUGAGAUAAAAUGGAGCAGCUUAAAAUUUUACAGAUACAUUGGCUCACUCACAACCCCUCCUUGCACUGAAGGAGUUAUUUGGACCGUAAACGAAAUGGUAAAUACUGUUUCGAAAGAACAACUGGAGUUACUUAAACAAGCUGUUCAUGAUUAUGCAAAGAUGAACGCAAGACCAUCACAGCCUUUCAACGACCGAGACAUCAUCCUCUACAGCCCGUUGUUAAGACAGCCAGUGUUUCAAAACUAG